AAUUUUAUGGGAUUGGGAUUACUAAUUUUUAAUUUUUAUUUUUUGAUGAAGUCUACUAAACAAAAUUUUAUUAGCACACAAAAUACUGAUAUUGGCAGAGAUUGAAGUUUGAGGGUAAGAAAAAAAAAAAUCCGUAGGAGGGUUUUGAGAGGGUUUUAAGUUAAACCCCUUCUCCUACCGGCUACCACCUUCGAAUUUGCACUCUAGGGCGAUGGAAAAGACAAGCAAGGAGCUUCUCCACUUAGAGGAAGAAAAUUCAUCCAUUGAUGUACCCAUAAAGUCCACUCUACUUAUUUGUAAAAAAGCCCAACUCACUUCUCAAUUUAAUAAAACCAAUCCUCCUGGGAAACCCAUCACUGCACCUCUUCCUCCAAGCCAAGUUCUGGGAAAGGUAAAAGACUUUCUGGGAGUGCUAUCAGAAGCUAAUAAAAAAUUGCAGGUUGAUGCAAAGGAAAACAUUGAAAACUAUGAUAUUGAAGUGCUUAGUGGAAAUGAAUCACAAAUCAUUGAAAUGGACUUGAUGUUGGGUGUUGCUGAUCUUCAUACACCAGAGGCUGUGGCUGCUGCUGAAUCUGCAAUUGCUGCUGGUCGUCAGCCAGUAGAAUCAGACGAUAACAACGAUGAGGAAUCAUCUGCCAAAGAUAAUUCUUCAAACGAAGUUGGAAAGAAUAAAUCAAACAGACGGUCAAAGAUCAUAGAUAUGGAUAUCUGCAAAUAAGUAAAUGCAGAAUUUUUUUGAGCACUAGAUUGCCAAUGCAGUUUCAAGUAGUUAUAAAUACUUAGCAAAGAGGAAAGAUCUUAUGGAUGUUAAAGGUCUUCGUUUCUUAGAAACAUGUUCAAUGCUGCAGAAAAAUGCAUAAUGAUCAACUUAGAAGGGGUAUGACCAUAUGAAAUGUAAUAUUUUAAAAAUUUGAGCUUUGAAAUAUAUUAUCAGUUCCUAUUCAGUAAUAUCAUUAUUAUUUUGGUAAGACAAGAAGUACAAUAAUUCAAUAUAGCUUCCAUAUAAA
Molecule: messenger RNA, 1007 nt
Organism: Cannabis sativa
Lineage: Eukaryota; Viridiplantae; Streptophyta; Magnoliopsida; Rosales; Cannabaceae
Exons: 5
Coding region: 212-718 (168 amino acids)
Biological process (GO): box C/D snoRNP assembly
Molecular function (GO): box C/D methylation guide snoRNP complex binding
Source: RefSeq, a predicted model, not a curated record